Molecule: messenger RNA, 519 nt
Organism: Entrophospora sp. SA101
Lineage: Eukaryota; Fungi; Glomeromycota; Glomeromycetes; Entrophosporales; Entrophosporaceae
Source: the annotation of a GenBank genome assembly
AUGGAGAGUGCAGUUAAAACCUGUGACCUUGAUAAGAUAAUAAAUUUUAUUGGUGAUACUGAUGCACCUCAUAAUACUUCUCACAUGAUAAUGCACAUGGUAGUAGACCCCUCAAACUUUUCAACAAUACAAACAUGUGAAGAUGAAUCAGUUGCAGGUGGUAUUUGUGGUAAUCUGUUUGAAGAAUUUUCACAUAAAAUGCUAAAGGGUGGUGGAAAAUAUGAAAUAAAAUUAUUAGAGUCAGAAGAAGGAAAUCCACAAAGAAAAAAACUUGAACUUAACAGUGGAGCAUCUGCUUCUUUAAUUAAUGAAUUAAAUUUGACUGUGAAAGGAAUCUUUAAGUUUUCAAAGCUUGAACAAAUAACAACAGAACAUCAAGGUUUUUAUUGUUAUCCAUCUAUACAUUCAUUUGAAUCAAUUGAUGCAUUCAUUCCAGGAACUAGAUCUUCAAAUCACAGACUUUUCCAAAUGACAAUUUCAAAUUACAUCCCAUUAAACAAAAUAAAGUUAACAAAUUAA